Molecule: messenger RNA, 2077 nt
Organism: Geodia barretti
Lineage: Eukaryota; Metazoa; Porifera; Demospongiae; Tetractinellida; Geodiidae
Source: the annotation of a GenBank genome assembly
UCUCCACCAGUCUCCACCACCAGUGCCCAGACACCCACUGACUCCACACAAGACUCCUGCUCUUCUGUCUACAGCUACGUCCAGUCACAUCCCAGCUGCUCCAUUUAUGAUUACGAUGCUCACGAGGGAGGGUGUUCAGGAUUCUACUGCUCAUGGAACAGUUCCUUUAUCGAAGUUUAUGUGGAGGAAUGUCAAGAUCAAGUCUCAGUUGCAGUCCACUAUGACAGCUAUUAUCCAGACUAUGUUGAGUUUCAGUAUGUCUACAACCAGAGUGAGAUAGUGGACAAUUAUGGCCAAGGAGACACUGGCAGAUACAGUGGGAUACUGGCUAGAAAUGCCAGCCACCUUGGAUUUGAGCUCAAUCUAGACAGAGAUGGGGAAGUGGGGGAAAUACUCGUGGACCCAGUAUACUUUCCUCUGCUCCCAGGAGAGUUUAUGUGUGACUCCAUGCAGGCAGUGGCUGAGGACAUGGACUUGUUGGUAUCGUCCUCUUGCAACACAACCAAUGAUGAAUGUACUGAACUACUGUGUAAUGUGGAAGGGGGUUCUAUAGAGAGAGUGACAAUAAGCAUCUCGCAGUGUGAUAAUCCUCCAACACUGACACUGGGGAUGGUGGUCAACGGUCAGAGCUACACUACAGAAUUGACUGACAGUACAACAAGGGCAUUAGGUGAUCUUGGAGUGACAGUGAUUUACACUGUCUGGUAUAUACUACAACUACUCCAUGGACAUACAGAUAGUGGCACAGAACGGUGACGCCUACUACGAGAUUCCCUCUCGUCACAAGAUCAUCUUGGACCUCACCUCCUGUGGUCCUUCUCGACCUCUUGACCUCUCAACUGCCCCUCCCCCUACCAUUGAGUUUACUGAGCCCACCAUACCUUCCACCACUGACAGUUCUUACGAUACGUGUGCAGCUCUCCAGUCUAUAUCUAUAGCUGAUGGCACUUUGUGUAACACAAACCAAGCCUACACAGCCCUGGAGUGUGAGAUCUUAAGACUGGAGAUACAGGUGGACCAGUGCCACAACCCUCCAGGGAUCAUCAUCACUCUCUACAAUAGCCAAAACCAGCCUGUCUUUAACCAAUCCUACUACAACGAAUCUACCUUUGUUAACGAUAGUGUGCUCCCUGUGGAUUUGAAUGUGACCGUAGAACAACUUCCCCCUAAUGCCAUCAUUGUGGAGGUGUCUGCGAUCAUUCGUUUACGAAUCCCUCUACCAUUUCCAAACCAAAUCCCCCUCGUUCCAAGAACUGUCAUCCCUAUCGACAAGAGCACUUGUGUCACUUCAGCCCCACCAACAACAGCCCCUACUCCAACCUGCUCGGCAAUGCAACACAUCCAGCAAGAGCUCUCCAGUGUCACAGUCAAUCCCUGCAUCUUCCCCGAUGACCACAACUGCUCCACGCUCACCUGUCCAGGGAUUGGAGAUGAAUUUACCAUCAGCGUCCUCCGAUGUGCCCAUCCUCCUGCUGUCAGGAUCAUCUAUCACCACACAAUUGGUACUAUCCUUGACCACACCUUCAACCAUUCUGAAGUGGCUCGAAUCCCUGGUACCACCAGUCUAGCAUUCAAUGUUACACUGGAUCAGCUCUGUCCCAUUGCGAUUGGCCUUCAGGUUGAUGUAACCUCAGAUUUUGGCAGUAGUACUCUUAUUCCUUACACAGUUAUCCCCAUCAACACCACUGGCUGUGGUGGUCAAGACUCGGUGCCAACCACUGCCAGUCUCUCCUGUACAUUGUCCCCAUUGACUCCAACAGUAUUGCAACCAUCUCACACAGGAACUGGGUCCCUAACUAUUGUGACUCCACCCACUGGUUCAACCACAACCCUACACCUCUCACCUAGUCUGAGUGGCGUUUCCUAUACCCUGUCUUUAUUGUCCACUGGAUCAGCUAUGUCCCUAUCAACUCCAUAUAGACAUUUUCCCACUGGAUCAACUCCAUCUUCUUCCACUGGAUCAACUCCAUCUUCUUUCAAUAGACCAACUCCAUCUUUUUCCACUGGACCAACUCCAUCUUCUUUCAAUAGACCAACUCCAUCUUCUUCCACUAGACCAACUCCAUCUCCUUCCACU